This is a messenger RNA of Vespa mandarinia (Asian giant hornet), 5758 nucleotides long. It is a transcript of the gene Ror, whose product is annotated as tyrosine-protein kinase transmembrane receptor Ror. Lineage: Eukaryota; Metazoa; Arthropoda; Insecta; Hymenoptera; Vespidae. Gene Ontology annotation, molecular function: Wnt-protein binding; ATP binding; transmembrane receptor protein tyrosine kinase activity. Gene Ontology annotation, biological process: cell surface receptor protein tyrosine kinase signaling pathway; multicellular organism development; protein phosphorylation. Gene Ontology annotation, cellular component: signaling receptor complex; plasma membrane. The record is from RefSeq and is a predicted model, not a curated record.
AAGACGUUUGAACUUUUUUCAUUCGAAUAAGUGCGAAAGCCCGCGCGAAACAUUUGAAAGCGUACGUUCUGGCGCGUUUUCUAAAGAGAACGUUGGGAGGACACAUUGAUCACGUAUCAACGGCGAUUGGCGUGCAUUUUAUCAAAUUAUACGAGAAUACUUUUUGAAGAAAAAAGAAAACAAGAAAUAGAAAAGAAAGGAAAAACGUUUCCCCUUAUCCAUAUCGGGCGCGUUCGCGCGUAUGUAUACGUGUGUUCGUUUGUGAGAUGGUGGAAAUAAUCGAAUCGCGUUAGUGUCCUUAAUGUGUAUGUGUGUGCAUGUGGUCGCGUGUGCGUUUGGCCCGGGAAGAAAAAAAAAUUAAAUAAGAAAGACAGAAAAGAAAAGUAACUGAAGUUUGUCACAUGUGAGAGAGAGAGAAGGAGAGAGAGGGAGAGAGACAAGGGGUACACAUAUACGCAUACACAUACGUGAAACAUAGCCAAGAACAGUAGCCGCAACAUGGAAGCGGGCGAUUCCAGGAAACUGUCUCUUCUGCUAUGCCUUCUCCUUAUUUUCACGAACGUCUUACAAGAUGGCAACGGCGAGGUCGAGGAUCUCGAAUCGGACGUACAGGAUUAUAAUACCGAGGAGGAUUACAACGACGUCUUCGAUUCGACGAUGAACGGAACCGACGUGGACGCGAGCACUGGCAGCAAAAGUGGUACUUUGAAGUUUGUCAGGACCCUCUCGAAUAUAUCGAAGGACGAAGGUGGCGUAGCUCAUAUGCGUUGCGAGGCUGUUGGUGAUCCACCACCUAUCAAAAUACGUUGGUAUAAAAAUGAAGCACCCCUUGAAGAGAAACGACCGAAGAUCACGAUAAGGAAAAUUCAUGCUCAGGCACACGAGCACGCAGCUAAGAACAUAGCCGGUAGUCGUCUUAAGAUCACUAACCUCGACGUUUCCGACGUUGGAUUUUACUCGUGUCGCGUGACCAAUGGUAAAGAUCAGAUUCAAAGCGAGGGUACCUUAAGGGUCGAUUCAACACAGAAAUGGCAAGCUCCAGUUAGUCCCAUUGUACAUUCAGAUAACCCAACAUUGGACACCGACGAAUUUUCAUCCGGUUUACCUGCUGGAUCUAGUUUUAUCGAUGGGAUGGAUAAUACAAACAGACUGGAUAUCUCAGGGAUUGGUAUGUCAACACCACACAUCUCUCAUUUGGCACCCACAAAUUCUUUAAAUAUAUUAUCGCCCAGUCCACAACCGACUAGUUCCCAGUCUAGCACCGUGGAUUUUAGUACAUUCAGUGGCCUUAAAAACGUCAAUAUGCAAGUACCAUCAGGUAUGGUAAAUUUUGCUGGAUUUCCAAGUAUUAAUGCAAUACCUGGGAAGAAAGACAAUCAUGAAGGAACUUGUGAGAUCUACGUGGGUAAAACCUGUGCACAAUUUGUUGGAAAUCAAACCGUUUACAUUUUGUAUCCAAUGACUCAAAAAUCGCUCGAAGACAAAUUGAUCCAAGCUUUUGGUGUUAUAAACUUUUCAAAUGAUUUAUCUUCCAAUUGUGAAAGCUACGCCAAACCAUCUUUAUGUUAUUCAACAUUUCCUAUUUGUCGAAACCCACCAAAUAAUCCAAAACCAAAGAAUAGUGAAUUCUCAGAAUUCAGUAGUAAACUGUUUAAUCGUCUUCAGUCUAAUCAAGAUGAACAUUUGGAGGAUGGUGAUGGAGAGGAUAUGUUAGAUGAUUAUACAAGAACGCAUGGACUUCCUAGAAAAAGAAGUCCUACGUUAGGUCCUGGUUUUGAAUUCAAUCCAAGCAAAGAGAGAAAAGGAAGCAAUCAGAAAAUAAUCAAUCAAAGUUACGGAGACAGUCGUUCGUCCAAUAAAAACGAAAUGAAUCGAAAAUUACGAAGAAUAUGUCGGGAGGAAUGUGAACUGUUGGAAAAUGAAUUAUGUAGGACAGAAUAUGCGAUUGCAAAGAGACAUCCAUUAAUUGGACAAGUGCCUUUACUCGAAUGCUCUGAUUUACCACUUAAAGGCAGUCCAGAAGCACAAGAUUGUUUAAGCGUUGGUAUAUCUACAAAAAAUAAUGUACAAGAAAACGAUUACUGUUUUUGGGGCAAUGGAGAGUCUUAUCGUGGUACAGUGAAAACAAGCAUUAGUGGUAGGCCUUGCUUGAAAUGGUCUCAUCUAAUAAUGCUUCACAUUUCUAAUUAUCCCGAAUUAGCUGGGCGACAUUCAUAUUGUAGAAAUCCGGCUGGUCAAGAAAUACAGCCUUGGUGUUUUGUUGAUGCUAAUAAUAGGACGCAAAAAGAAUUUUGUCAUAUACCUAAAUGUGUUGAAAAUUUGUGGAUUUAUGCGGUUGUUGGUUUUGUACUAAUGGGAGGGUUUGUUACUAUAAUAAUUUGUUAUUGCUGUUGCUACAGAAGUAGAAAGUCCAGAAGACAAAUGAAUCACUUACCCUCAAAUAAAAUGUUGACUGGAAUACAAUGCGACAAAAACAUAUAUGAUGGAAGACGCAGUACUACACAACCUAUGGAAAUGAGUUCUCUUUUAGCUGGACCAGGCAACACGACUCCAGGUACAGGGACAUUAAGUAGUGGCAGUAGUAGAACCUCGAAUAACAGAGUACCUCAAUUUACCACAAAUAAUGUGGUAUUAUUGCAAGAACUUGGAGAGGGUGCUUUUGGAAAAGUAUAUAAAGGUGAACUGCAGACUGGCAAUAAAUGUGAACCACCUAUAUAUGUUGCCGUAAAGACAUUAAAAGAGAAUGCAAGUCCAAAAACACAGAGUGAUUUUAAAAGAGAAGUCGAUCUAAUGACGGACCUUCGACAUCCAAAUAUAAUCUGUUUGUUAGGUGUUAUAUUAAAAGGUGAACCAAUGUGUAUGCUGUUCGAAUAUAUGACACAGGGGGAUUUGCACGAAUUUUUAAUCUGUCAUUCGCCAAGAUCGGACGUUCCAUUGAACAAUGUAACUGGAAAGAUAUUGGAGCAACCAGAAUUUCUUCAUAUCGCAUUGCAAAUAGCAUCCGGCAUGGAAUAUUUGGCGAGCCAUCACUAUGUUCAUCGUGAUUUAGCUGCUAGAAAUUGUCUAGUAGGAGACAAUCUCACCGUGAAAAUUUCCGAUUUCGGAUUGUCACGUGAUAUUUAUAGCAGUGACUAUUACAGAGUUCAAUCUAAAAGCUUAUUGCCAGUACGAUGGAUGCCACCGGAAUCAAUUUUGUAUGGUAAAUUUACAACGGAAUCGGACGUUUGGAGUUUCGGCGUUGUACUAUGGGAAAUUUAUAGUUACGGUUUGCAGCCAUAUUACGGAUAUAACAAUCAAGAGGUAAUCGACAUGAUACGUUCUCGUCAAUUAUUACCAUGCCCAGAGGAUUGUCCAACGAUGAUAUAUAGUUUGAUGAUAGAAUGUUGGCACGAGGUAGCUAAUCGAAGGCCACAAUUUCCAGAGAUUCAUCAUCGUUUACACAAUUGGUAUAUGAAUCAAACUUAUUUGAGCGAUUUUUGCAAUGAAUCGAUUACGAGUUAUUCGGGGAGCAGUCACAAGAGUACCAAUAAGACAAAUUCAACGCAACUCUCAGCUCCUAUAUACAAAGCCGCUGAUCAAAAGGAACAAUUGUUUAAGACCAAUAUGGAUUCAUUGGUAUGCAAUUUAAAUGAUCACAAUAAUGCAUUGAAGUUGCACCAACAACAAAACUUUUCAAAUCCGGAAUCCAUCGUCGAGCAAAGAACUGCUUCUAUUUUUAACGAUCACAGUAAUACACCUAACAAGACUGUUAAUUAUCAAUCGCAAACUAAUAAUGUUAAUUUAAACGAUUACGAUGAUAACAAACAGUGUUGCUCGCCGAAAUUGAGCGGUGCGAAAAAAGUUUUACCAUCAGUUCCUCAACCGAUAAUAGGUAAAACGACAAACGCGUCGAAUGGCACGAGACCAAUGCAAAAUGGUGCGCAAUUAGUCGUCAGGUUACCAGAUCCGAGUAAAGUAACUACCGAAACCAGGGUAUCUAAGUGAAAGAGGAAAGAAGAAAAAACAUAAACAAACAAAAUCGAUUAUCCUAAAGGACAUUACGAAAGGAAACAUUUAUUAUUCUAACGCAUUUAAGCGUUUUCACGAUUGAUGUGAAAUCGCGUAUCGAUAUAAGUUUUAUCGUAAUAUAUAUAUAUGUAUAUAUAUAUAUAUACAUAUAUAUAUAUAUAUGCAUACGUGAUCUUUUUAUGAAUUAUAUUUACUUAGCUCGGAUAGGAUGACUCGUUCUUUUUUUUAUCGUCAUCUUUUUUCUACGAACGAAAUAAAAACGUUUUCUAUACGCGUUUAAGCCCCCAUACGCUUUCCCCUUCCCCCAUCCAGUAACUCUCUUCAAAAAAAAUGUUUCAUAUUAAGUUACCCCUCCGACCGCGGAUGAUUUUAAUAUAUAUAUAUAUAUUUUUUUUUUAUUUGUAAAAAACAUGGGUGAAUUUUAUAUAUUUUCUGUAGGUUUAUAUAUAUAUAUAUAUCUGUGCGUGCAUCUGUGUGUGUGUGUGUGUGCGUGUGCGUGUGCGUGUGCGUGUGUGUGAUACGCAUUUCAUAAAAGCAAUAUUAUUUAGAAGCAUAACUGAUGAAAUAACGUAUCUCUAUAUAUCUCAAAUACAUGAAAUAAAAUGUAUUAAUUGAAAUAUUAUACAAAUUCAAUACUAGGGGAAUUAAUAGGCCUCGCUAAAAAAUUCAAAUUAAUGUAAUAUAACUUUAAAAAAAAAAAAAAAAAAAAGAAAAGAAUUUUGUUAAUCCGCGAAGGGAGGGGUAUAUAUUAAGUAUAAACGUCAAUGAACAUGAAAUGAAUGAUAAUGUCUUUAUCAUUAUCAUAAUACAUCCUUUAAAAAUAAUCUCAUGGUAUUUAAAUAAUGAAAUUAUUAUUUCUUCAUAUAAUAACGAUAUCGUGCUUUUUUCUAUUUUAUACAUAUAUUAUGCCAAAAUAUUUAUAUCGAAUUGAAUAUGGACUGAAUCGCAUCGGAUAAAUUAAUAAUCAUCGCAUUUGAUAAAAAUAUCUAAGAUAUAUGAAUCUAUCCUUGGAUAUAUUUAUCUCUAAUAAGGAUAUAAUUAUAUGAAAUUUUUUUUACACCGAAUUUUUCUACCUUCGAUUGAUCUAUUUAUAAUAUUAACAAAAAAAAAAAAAGAAAAAAAAAAUUGGAAAAUAAACAAAACGAAAGAAGUAAAAAAGGGAGAAACUAAGAAGAGAAAGAAAACAAAGGCUGGUUUUAUAUCGUUUCCUUUUUAUGUUAUUAUUAUUAUUAUUAUUAUUAUUAUUAUUAUUAUUAUUAUUAUUAUUAUUAUUAUUAUUGCAAUAAGAGGUUGUGAAGCGAUUCGACUGUUGUAUUAUCACGUACGCAUAUGAUUGUGUUUAAUACGUGUUAUGAUAUUAAGUUUCCUAUAAAAAAACGAAAUGUACACUCACAUAUUUCUCAAUAUAUAUGUACAUUAACUAUAUGUAUAUAUAUAUAUAUAUAUAUAUAUAUAUAUAUAUACAUAAUUCGUUCUUUUGUAUGCGUAUACACAUAAUUAGCGUGCUGCAUUCUUCUCCUCCAUAAUCCUAAGAACGAAAUAGAUUUAUAUUUUAAAAAAAGUAUGGUCAUGGUACGUCUUAAAGCUAAUCGAUCGAUCGAAUAUGUUAAAUGUUCUGAUAAAAAAAAAUGUACUAAUGAAAAAAAAAGAAAAGAAAAGAAAACAACCAUAAGGAAGAACCUAUUGCCCUCGUAAAAUAGCGAACGAUGUUAAAAUUUAAUGCUGUCGUUUGUGUGUAUAAAAAAAAAAA